AUGUCAAUGAAGCGAGAUUCUGUUGUUUCGCCUGGUGUUUCGAUACAUUUAUCUUGGGAAAACAUAUCAGCGCAUGUCAGUUUAAAAGGUCGAAAAGGUGGCUUUAGUGAAUUAUUCACGAAAAAGUUUCAUUCGAACGUUACAGAACCAACACAAAAACAGUUGCUACACAAUGUAUCUGGCUAUGCCAUUCCAGGCAAAAUUUUGGGUAUUCUUGGUCCAUCUGGUGCAGGUGAGCAAAAUGCUUUGCCAUGA
Messenger RNA from Didymodactylos carnosus, 255 nucleotides. The record is from the annotation of a GenBank genome assembly. NCBI's taxonomy places the organism in Eukaryota, Metazoa, Rotifera, Eurotatoria, Philodinida, Philodinidae.